CUGUGAACGUGUAGGAAGUCUUUCUCAGUCUCGUUUCAGGGCGUAGUUUGUCAAUGAGCAACUGAAUAUUAUAUAAAAACAAGAAUUCAAAUAGUUGGGUUUGACAAUGGGGAGCGGAGUGUUCCAGGCAUUUAGGGAACCUGGCCAACCCACCUAUUAUGGAGAAAACAGGUGGCCUGUUACAGCGGAUACGGUGGUGUAUGGAAUUCUCUAUGGAUUUCUGACAGUUGCCUUUUGUUUCUAUCUUACUAUCAUAGGAAUAAGAGGAAAAGAUAGGCUUUAUAUUUUUGUCCGUGUUACCAUCAGCCUUUUUAUUGGAGCUGUGAUUUUAAUCUGCAAUUUCGGCUAUGGCUGGGAAUAUGGAUCAGUGAAGGCAACGACUCCUUACAAAUCUUUUAUCAACGAACAGGUGAAAGCAGAAAUCGGACUAAAAGUCGGCUUGAGAGGAAUCAACGUGACACUUCGCGGUAUACCACAGACACAAUUAAAUGAGACAAUCAAUUACAAUGAGCGAUUUUCCUGGGAGUGGGCUCAAGGAAAACCAGGAUUUGAUGAAGAUGCUGGUCAACUAAACAAAGAAUACCGCGCUGCUCAAUGGAAAGGUCUGCCCUAUCCCAUACUGUGGGCAGUGGAAUACUUCACUAUAGACGUAGGGAACUUCCGCUACGGCAGAUAUUACAGAUUAGCAGGAUGGUAUUGUCACAUUGCUAUGUGGAUGGCUUUCCCACUAUGGCUUCUGUCUAAUAUUUUAUUCUUCAUGGUGAUUCGCUACGGGGCUUAUUUUCUUAGUUUGACGGGCGGAUGUCUGUUGUUAUCCAAUAUUCUCUUCGCAGCGGUCCGAAAUGCCGUCCCCAUGGAUUUGCGCUUUCAAUCAAAAGCCUUGGUUCUGCAUUAUGAUUGGUGCUUCUGGUUGGUCUUAUUCACAGGUCUUUUAUGCGAGGUAUUGACAGCCGUGACUAUUUUCAUGGAUUUACGUUUCCCAGAGGAAAUUGCUAUAUUUUUUGGUAUUGAUAUUCUUCAAGAUUAUGAAGAUUACUAUGCUGAUCCAGCUGAACUUGGUCUCGUUCCUCCAAAAGUAAUCGCCGGAACGUCUGAAGAAGCAGAAGGAACUUUUCUUAGAAGAACGUCUCAAAAGGAGGUUUGCGCUCUUCGCAAAAGGACAGCAUCCAGUCGUUUCCAAAGGUCGUCGCAGCGUCGCCCCGUCCCAGCGCCCAGGGAUACAGAUCGCCUCAUCAAAGGGCAAACGAAGAGGGCUUCGGAGCUACCAGUUUACGAGAACCUGAAUCUCACACGUUAUGGAACUAUAGGCGAAACACUGCACGAGUAGUGAUCGAUCAUCUAUUACGAAAGAAAUUUGAUCCUAUUGGUGAAGAAGAUGAAACGAAGGACGGAUCAUUUGAAAAAAUUCUCCUCAGAGACAUCAAAAGUUUGAAUGAAGGAUGAAACGAACAAAAAAAAAAAAAAAAAGUCUCAGAA
Messenger RNA from Argiope bruennichi, 1476 nucleotides. Its product is annotated as dual oxidase maturation factor 1-like. Gene Ontology annotation, cellular component: endoplasmic reticulum membrane. NCBI's taxonomy places the organism in Eukaryota, Metazoa, Arthropoda, Arachnida, Araneae, Araneidae. The record is from RefSeq and is a predicted model, not a curated record. Gene Ontology annotation, biological process: protein transport. The transcript is spliced from 12 exons. The coding region runs from base 107 to 1327 and encodes 406 amino acids.